AGCCCUGUACGUCAUCGAAAUUAGAAAAUGAGUAUCUCUGCUUACGUUUCAGACCAUUGCUUGCUAGCUGCAUAGCUAUCAGUCUAUUUUUCUGGUUAUGUCGAUUAGUAUAAUUGUUGAGGAAUAUAUAACAUUAUAUGCAUUAACUAUUAGCGGUGGAGCUACUAUGUCAACUGGACAUGAUUAGUUGUCUGCUAUCAAGUGUGAUAACCGUGAAGACUCACGUUAGCUACAGUGAAGGUACCGUAGCAACGACGGACGCUUGUUUGACUAGAGAGUGAGUGCCUAGUACCUAUUUUCUGAAGACUUCACAUUAGCCACCACAAUGAGAUUAAAGACAUCAUUACUCAAGGAACCAAAACAUAAAGAGCUUGUGAGCUGUGUGGGCUGGACCACUGCAGACGAGCUGUACUCAUGCAGUGAGGACCACCAGAUCCUGAGAUGGAACCUGCUGACCAGUGAGACCAGCCUGGUGGUGAAGCUGCAGGAGGACCUCUUCCCUAUCGACCUGCACUGGUUCCCCAAGACGGUGGGAGGCAAGAAGCAGGCCCAGGCUGAGAUCUUUGUGCUCACCAGCACUGAUGGCAAGUUCCACCUGGCCUCUAAGAUGGGCCGUAUUGAGAAGAGUGUGGAGGCCCACAAAGGAGCUGUAUUAGCCGGGAGAUGGAACUACGACGGGACCGCUCUCAUCACAGCUGGGGAGGAUGGACAGAUCAAGAUCUGGUCUAAGAGUGGCAUGCUGAGGUCCACCUUGGCCCAGCAAGGGUCUCCUGUGUACUCAGUGGCCUGGGGCCCGGACUCUGAUAGGAUCCUGUACACGUCAGGCAGACUGCUGAUAAUCAAGCCCCUGCAACCUAGCGCCAAGCUCCUACAGUGGAAGGCCCAUGAUGGGAUCAUUCUGAAGGUGGACUGGAACUCUGUGAAUGACCUGAUACUGUCAAGUGGAGAGGACUGUAAAUACAAGGUGUGGGACAGCUAUGGUCGUCUGCUAUACACGUCCUCGUCACAUGACUACCCUGUGACCUCGGUGUCCUGGUCUCCGGAUGGGGAGGUGUUUGCCGUGGGCUCCUUCAACACCCUGCGCCUCUGUGACAAGACCGGGUGGUCGUAUGCGUUGGAGAAGCCUAACACUGGCAGUGUGUUCAGCCUGGCCUGGUCGGCAGACGGCACGCAGCUCGCGGGGGCUUGUGGGAACGGACACGUCAUCUUCGCCCACGUGGUGGAGCAGCGCUGGGAGUGGAGGAGCUUUGAGAUCACCCUCACCAAGAGGAGGACCAUGCAGGUGAGGAACGUGGUGAAUGAUGCGGGGGAUGUUCUGGAGUUCAGGGACCGGGUCAUCAAAGCCUCUCUGGCCCACGGUCACCUAGUGGUCACCACCUCUCUCCAGUGCUACGUCUACAGUGCUACGAACUGGAACACCCCUCUCAUCUUUGACCUGAAGGAGGGGACUGUCAGCCUCAUUGUACAGGCUGAGAAACACUUCCUGUUGGUGGAUGGGACGGGGGUGUAUGUGUUCUCCUAUGAGGGCCGUCUCAUCUCCACGCCCAGAUUCCCCGGCAUGAGAACGGACAUCCUCAACGCCCAGUCCGUUUCCCUUAGCAACGACACCAUCGCCAUCCGGGACAAGAGCGAUGAGAAGGUCAUCUUCCUGUUUGAUGCCCUGACGGGGAAAGCCCUGGGUGACGGGAAGCCCCUGACUCACAAGAUGGAAGUGGUGGAGAUAGCGCUGGACCAGUGUGGCCCGUCCAGCGAGAGGAAGAUCGCGGUCAUAGACAAGAACCGUGACCUGUAUCUGACCGCUGUCCAUCGCCUCUACAGAGAACACAACAUCUGCAAGAUAGGUACUAUGGUCCACACUAUGGCCUGGAACGACUCAUCUAACAUCCUGUGUGGUAUUCAGGACACACAGUUCACCGUGUGGCACUAUCCCAGUGCUGUCUUCACUGACAAGGACCUGCUGCCUAAAACACUCUACAUGAAGGACGCCAGUGAGUUCAGCCGUGCGCCCCACAUCCUGAACUACGUGGGGACCCAGGUGACGGUGCGUCGCGGUGACGGCUCGUUGGUGUACAGCAGCGUGUCUCCCUACCCUGCCCUGCUGCACGAGUACAGCGCCUCCUCUCGCUGGGAGGACGCACUGCGCCUCUGCCGCUUUGCCAAGGACCAGUCACUGUGGGCGUGUCUCGCUGGCAUGGCAAUGGCCAAUAGGGAGUUGACGACAGCAGAGGUGGCCUACGCUGCCAUUGGAGAGGUGGAUAAGGUGCAGUAUAUUAACUCUAUAAAGGAUCUGCCAUCUAAGGAAUCUUCAGUGGCCCACAUGUUACUGUUCAGUGGUCAUGUCCAGGAGGCUGAGGCCACUCUGCUACAGGCUGGCCUGGUCUACCAAACCAUACAGGUCCACAUCAACCUCUACAACUGGGACAGGGCGUUGGAGCUGGCAGUAAAACAUAAGACCCAUGUGGACACAGUGCUGGCCUACAGACUCAAGUUCCUGCAGGACUUUAGCAAGAAAGAGACCAACAAGAGGUUCAUGCAGUACGCUGACGGGGUGGAGGUGGACUGGGAGAAGAUCCAGGCAAAGGUAGAGAUGGAGCUGGUUAAGGAGAGAGAGAAGGCUGCCACCACCUCUGUCAGGAGCAGCCUGGCCUCCCGACGCUGACCCUCAACCCUACACCUCUGACUUCAUCCAGGGACCAAAUGUACAUAAUAUUUUCAAAUGGUCAUUUAUCAAACAUGGUUGGUGUUAUUUUUGUGUUUGUGUUUUUGUAUAUCGAUAUUUAUUUUCUUCAAUUAACUUACAUGCCUUAUUCUCUGAGAAUGUACAUAUGUAGACGUUUAAUAAAUACAUAUUUAUCAGA
This is a messenger RNA of Salvelinus fontinalis (brook trout), 2858 nucleotides long. It is a transcript of the gene ift80, whose product is annotated as intraflagellar transport 80 homolog (Chlamydomonas). The transcript is spliced from 19 exons. The coding region runs from base 326 to 2659 and encodes 777 amino acids. Gene Ontology annotation, molecular function: protein binding. Gene Ontology annotation, cellular component: cilium; intraciliary transport particle B; centrosome. Gene Ontology annotation, biological process: cilium assembly. NCBI's taxonomy places the organism in Eukaryota, Metazoa, Chordata, Actinopteri, Salmoniformes, Salmonidae. The record is from RefSeq and is a predicted model, not a curated record.